GCAGUUCCGCCGGGGACUUCGGGGCGCGCGCGCCCGCUCUGCAGCCCCGCCGGCGCCCGGGGACCUUGGAGGUGUCGGGAUGCGCUCGGUCAGCUCGCUCGCGUGGACGGCGCCGCGACGCUCCGGCAGACGGCGUCGGCGUCGGCGUCCUUCGGCGGCGACCUCGAGAUCGUAUACUAGUGGAGUACUGCUAGGCCAAAGUUAUUCUUCACAUAGGCAGCCUGGUAUUGGUUCAAAGUCUGUGAUUUCGACGGCUUCACUCUGUUCACAAUCAUGGGGCGCAAGAAAAUACAGAUAUCGCGCAUCACAGAUGAAAGAAAUCGACAGGUGACAUUCAACAAGAGAAAGUUUGGCGUGAUGAAGAAAGCUUAUGAGUUAAGCGUAUUGUGUGACUGUGAGAUCGCACUAAUAAUAUUCAGCAGCUCAAACAAACUGUAUCAGUAUGCGAGCACUGAUAUGGACAAGGUUCUUCUCAAGUACACCGAGUAUAACGAACCACAUGAGUCCCUCACCAACAAGAACAUAAUUGAGGCACUCAACAAGAAGGAGCACAAGAACGGCACGUGCAGCCCCGACAGUCCGGAGCCCGACACCCAGUACCAGCUGACGCCGCGCACCGAGGCCAAGUACAACAAGAUAGACGAGGACUUCCAGCUGAUGAUGCAGCGCUCCCAGCUGAACGGGACGAGGGUAGGAAUAAGCCAGUCGAACUACACGCUGCCCGUCUCUGUGCCGGUGAACAGUAGCUAUGGAGACUCGUCCUUGCUGCAGUCCAGUCCGCAGAUGCCCCACACCAGCGUCAGCCCGCGACCAUCAUCCUCGGAGACAGACACAGUGUACCCGUCCGGCAGCAUGCUGGAGAUGAGCAACGGCUACCCGAACUCGUCGUCGCCGCUGGGGGAGUCGCAGUCGCCCGGCCCCAGCCCCGUCAUGCCCGGCAAGGUGCAGCAGCAGCAGCAGCAGCAGCAGCAGCAGCAGCAGCAGCAGCAGCAGCAGCAGCAGCAGCAGCAGCAGCAGCAGCACGGCAAGCAGCACUCUCCGGGGCCGGGCAGGGCGAACCUCCGCGUCGUCAUACCCACCCCGCAGGGCCAGCACUCCUCGCAGUCCGACGAGUUCGUGGUGCAGGCGGGGCGCAGCACUUCGACGCUCAACACGCCGGUGGUGGCUCUGCAGACUCCGUCCAUCCCGGGGCUGUCCUACCCGGCGUCGCUGUCGGCCUUCGGCGGCCAGGACUUCAGCGUGGGCGGCGACAUGGGCCUGAGCGGGCUGGGCUGGAGCGCGCACUCCCUGCAGAGCGGUCUCGCCCACUCCAGGUGGGGCAGCCCCCCUCCCUCCUCCGGCGCCGGAUACCUCAACGGGUUGCCGCACCUGGCUGUGUCCAGCAGCACGCCGCCGCCCGUCUCCUCGCCCCUCGCCGUCAAGAUCAAGAGCGAGCCAAACUCCCCGCCGCGUGACGGGGGCCACGCCCACAUGCACGGCCACGCGCUGGGCCAUGCCCUCGGCCACAUGCACGGCCACGGCUCCACCGGCCACCUCACCCCCACCCCAGGGACGGUGACGCCCACCAACAUGUCGCCGGGCGACCCGCGGCACAGCAGUAGCUCCGACUACGACAGCGGGCCCAUGCAGAAGCGGUCUCGACUCAACGAGGGCUGGGCGACAUAGUAGUGCGCGGCGGUGGGCCCCGGACGAACCACGUGCCACGCGAAGCGACCGCCGCCGUUGGCCGGGGGGCAGCUCCACGAGACGUGACCGCACCUCGGAGGUCGCCGGACCACUACCUUGUCCCGCAGCAUUGCCGCCACUCGCACGAGCCGACAGACGUUUCUCAAACAGUCCAUUUGUGAUCGUGUCCGCACGAGGAUAGAGCAACAAGUUGUUUUAUAUUGAUGCAUUCGUAAUGCAUGUUUUAGAACUUUAUUGAUAAACAUAUAAAAAAAAAGAGUUGUAAAAAAAUGAGAAAACUAGUUGCAUUAUACUACAAGAGAACAUUUUUGUACUAGGUUUGUUCGUGUGCACUACACUGCGUGACUACUAUGUAGCCCCCAGAUUUAAUACGCGUAUAUUUUGCUAAGAAUGAGAGUACGUGUUUGCUAAAUGUUUUCUCCGGUUGUUUUUCCUGUAGUUGUGCUUGGUGUCGAUCCAAACUGCGGUUCUUGGCACGCGAAACAUAGACUAUAGACAGAUCUGCGGUCGUAUGUGUAGAAAUAGACCAGCACCGAGUUCACAUUUGUAACAGUAGAUUGACUAAUAUAGGAAAACAAACUGAAAAUAAAUUUUUGUUAAGGAGUUAGAAAAAUUUAAACUAUGUGAACUAGCUAUCACAUGUACAAUUAUAUAUACAUAUUAUAUAUAUAUAUAUAUAUUUUCUGAAAACAUUAUUAAUUUCUGUAAUUUGCAAUAUGGUUUUAAAUGUUGAAUGUAAUAUAUAAGUUUAUGUUGCCAUUGCAUACCUGGUGCUUGAUCUUUGUAGGCGUAUUUUGUAAACCAGAAAUUAAGAAGCAUGUGAUUGUUGUAAUGGUUCUGCCAUGCUGUUAGAUACGUAACGUAUUGUCUUAGUCAUUUUCCCCAUGAUGCCACAUCACAACAGUGUCAUUAUUGUACACUCAUCUUUUAAAACUUAUGCCCUUGUUUUUUCUAGUACGUUUGCUUAGAACUGCUGGAUGAAAUCUCUUUUAAACAUUUUUAUAAAAGAAAAAGCAUUGAAGCUUUGGCUAGUUAAGCUCUUUUGUGUUUUUUUCUGCAUCGCCAUAGUUUUUGUUCAAACAGGUUAGCCAUUUAAACUUACUAACAUAUAUUUUCUGAGUUCUAAGAAAAAGUUUACAUGAUGCAUAUUUACGACCUUUUGUGUAAUGCCUUUACAAAGUCAAAGUUUUAUAAAGCUAAUAGAUUUAAAGUUUUUGGUAAAAGCUACCCGAAAUAGCAAUCCUUAAUAGGAAAUAUUACUCCAUUAAUCGAGUGCUCUUUCUUUGCAUAAUGAUGUAGCGUUAACAUUUAUGCCUUGAAAUUAAUAGAUGAGAAAAACCACUUCCUGCUUCAUUUUUAAAACUGGUAAUAGUUCAUCAUAUUGGUUCCAACAUUAUUAUUUUGUAUUUGUGUUCCUGUAACAGUUUGAUCUAGUUUUAAAUCGUAGAUUUUUCGUGGGCCUGUGUUACUUGUUUGUGCUAUACAGUCAAGGUGCACCAUUUAGAAAUUAGAUAGCUUCUUAGGAUGAUAUAAAAACCACCCACAAUACUUUUUAAAAUUUUUUGAUGGUUUUAGUAACCAGCCACAUGAUUUGAAGAUUAGGAUUAAUUUUCUGUGCCCUUGUACUCUCUGUGUUGUGGUCACAAACAGAAAAUCCCAUGAAGUGUUGAAAGUUAAAAUUAUGGUUCUGGCAAAUGUUCCUUGAGAACAAACCAUUUGAUCUUCAGAUAUGCUUUUCGAGAGUAUUUUUUGCUGCUCUCAUUCAUGCUGAAUGUUCACAGUGGCUUAUUUUAUCUAGUAAUAUUCUUCAAGAGAGCUUAAAGUUUUCUUAAUACGUAUCUUCAAUAUUAUUCUUGGAUUUGAAUGUACUUUGAUACAAUUUUAAGUAAUUUCUAUCAUAUCUUGGAAUUAAAAUCAAUUUGGAACUUAGUGUCAUAAGUUUCUUUGAUAUCAAAUGCUUUUUGGCUGUUCCCUGAAUUACUUGAAACACAAUAUACGUAAAAAAAAAAAAAAAUUACAGUGAGAACGGAGAAAAAUGCAAGAUGAAUUGAAUAAAUUAAUUACAGCAACUAAUGUAAGUUAAUUUGGCUUGUAACUCAACAAGUUGCUGGCUGUGCUGUAUGUUUUACUCAGUGCAAAGGACAAAGUGCGCGUGUGCAUUUGUCAAUUUCUAUGUCAGUGAACAGUGGAUAUGUGUACUUUAGACAUUUUCAACUUAACUGUGCCAUUACGAUUGAAAAUGUAUAUACAUUGCAAUUUUCUCAACUUGCAUCUGACCUUCUUCAUUAAUAGAGAAAAGUAAAUAAUAUUGUAUAUAUAUUUUUUAGAAUUUUUUUUAAAGUUAAUUGAGAUACAAUUGUUCAUAUAUUUCAUGCCAUGGAAAAAAAAUUAAAGCAAUUGCUUAGUUUAGAAGUCAACACUUGUUGAAGUUUCCUUGAUGUACACACACACACAUAUAGCAACUCACUGGGUCAGGACUCUGGUCUGGCUUAUCUAUGGAGUCAGAAGAGAGAGUGUCUACUUAUGUGAAAGCUAGUUUGCAGUUGUCAGAAUUUUAAAUUUAAAAAAAAUCCAAAUCAGGUUUUCAAUUCUUGCAGUUCCAUUCCCUUUGCUUCUUCACUUUAGGUAAGUAGGCUGUUGGUAAGCUGACUAAAUGCAGAGCUAAGUCCGCUUUCAGUUAUAAGAAUAAUGAUGUAAUGCAAAAUUAACAAUUAAACUAUGUAUUUUUGAAAAAGAAAAAUAAAACAGAUUGCAGUUUUAAUAAUUUUAAAAUCUGGGAGACUGAUAAAAAUUGAUGAAAAUUAAAUUUUGUCCCAAGUGAAUUAAACAUCCUUGUCAUCAGUUCUUUAUAUUUCUACACAUAAAUUUACUUGAGCGUCUGACAUAAUUGAUUUUGGUGUUUUAGUUUUAUAAUACCUCAACCGACAUAGUUACCAGUUACAGUGUUUGGUAUGCAAUGAUACAUAUUUGUUUCAUGUUAUGGAAAUAAAGGAGAUUUCAUCCAUCAUAGUUAAGAUAUUGGUUCCUUGGGGAGCAGACGAGUGGCUAUUUGGCACAUACAAGUGCAAUCUUUGUCUUUUGUGUCGCAAACAGUUAACUUGUAUUAUGUGAUAUUUUUGUGGAAGUAUAAAGUAAACUUUCUUUCUUUUGUUAUCGUUAGCUGUGUUUUAGUUUAUUCUCUUUUCAUCCUUGGUAAAUAGUAAAUGUGCUAGCGAUUUAUAUCCGAACAUCACUAGUUGCACCAAUGCAACCACACAAUGGGAGAACAUUAAAAAUAUCAACUCGAUAGUUGAUAAUUUUACCUCAUCACUUAAAUAUGACUGCUACAAGCAAAAUUUCUGGUAGUGUAGAUAACUAUGUAUGCUUAUUUAAUUUUGAUAACAACGUAUUAAUUUUUUGUUUGAUAAAGAAUAUUUUUUUUUAUUUUUAUGUUUAGUUAAUCAAACUAUCAGCUAAGUGUUAUUAAGACAAUUUUGUACCAGUUCUAAGUGCCAGAAUCAAAACAUUUCAUUAUUUAAAAAAUUUAAGAAAAUAAACUACUGUAAAUUAAUUUUUUUCGUAGGUUUUUGAGCACUUUUUACAGCAACAUUUUUCUUCUACAAUUUGUGUAUUGGUGCUUAUAAAUAUAUAUAUUUUUUUUACAUUUUUGUUUUUUACUGCUGCUGUUUUAGAAAUAUGUUAUAUUUGUUAAAGAGAAUGAUUAUAGUGGUAUUUUAAAUACCCUUUUUUAAAAAGUAUUUGUAGGGUUAGCAACUGUAAUAGCUCCAAUCCUGUUUAUAUUUUAAAGCACCAACUUUUUAAUCAAAGAGUACAUAUUGAAGAUUUUUAUAAAGUUUGUUGUAAGAUUUUUUAUGACAUCUGGAUUUAAAGAUUUGGAGAAGAUAGUUUUGGGAGUCUGUCUAUUGCAAAAUAUUUUAUGGAAUUUAUAUUUUUAAGACAGCUGUAAGUGUGGAAGAUAAACCUCGCAAAAAUAUGUAUUUGGAAAAAUAGUUCAAAAUUAUUACAGAGUUAUAGCAUUAUAUUGAUGAGCACAUUAUCGUUUACUGAAAAUUAUGAUGACUGGAACUAAAAAGUAAUUUAUUUUUAUUAAAAUUUUGUGUUGAAAAUAUAACAUAUCUGUUCAUAGGUUUGUACAACUUAUUACAGUUUCAAAGUUUUUAUCUAGUUACGAGGUUGUGUUCCAAUUGUGUCGACCAUAUUUGUUGAAACCAUAUCUACCACAUUUCACUAUCAGAAAAGCUCUACAAUAAUGGUCACUGUUGGCUGUGAACAGUCUGUAGUGUAAACUAACUUGUGUCUUUUUGUAGCACCAUUGCUGCCGGCUGUAUUGUAGUGAAUCUUUUGCACAACCAGUAGAAUGAAAACUGGUGUUUUAUCUGUCCAAGAACAUUUUUGUCCUUCGUAUCUCCACUCUAGGACGGCCUUACUCUGAGUGCCUCAUCGUGUGCUUGUUCACUUUCGACCGACCGAUCAUGUCCAUAAUUGUCAAUUUAUUUGCAUGUCACCUUCGUGUCUGGUCACGGCUGCACCUCUUGUUUUGUUUUCGACGAGCGUGGCUUUCACAUGGCGUCCUGGUGGUUUGUGCGACCGAGCGAUUCUUGCCUGUUCAAUGUUACCCCGUCGUUGGCGAUGGUUGACUCUCGUGACGUGUCAGUGUUGCUGUUAGGUGUUUCAUUGGGAUGUUUGUGUAAAGACCAGUGUUCCAGCACGUUUUUGGUGGUUAACUGGUGUGUUUGGUGUAAGAUGUACUGGACAAGCUGAUGUCACUAUUGAUAUUAAACCGACUUGAAUAGUCUAUAACAAGUUAAACUGUUAGUCUUGUUGAAGGUUGCAAAAGUCUUGUAGGUAUUUCUGCCAAUUUUGUUUGGUCUUUGUUGUGGGGAUUAGAGAUUUUUAUGUACAUAUGAAACCUAAAAUUGCCAAAUCUGUUGUUUGUACUGUUUGUAUAGAAUGUUUGUUGUUUGUUUACAUAUGAAAUUGUUAACUGAAUGCAACUUUCACAAAAAAAAACUGUUGUACAUUUUGAAAAGUUUUCUCACUUUUAGGAUAUUUGGAUUUCGCAAAACUACCAGGACGGCAUGUCAUGAUAAGUUGACACUUGAUCAGCGUUAGUGUAAAAUUGUAUCAUGGUGAAGUUAAGUGUCUUGUUGAAUUGCUAGGAUGUUGUUGGCACAGACUUAAUGAGUGGUUUUAUUGUUUUGGCAGGGGUAAUGAAUAGUUUAUAUAAAUAUCCCUUAUACCUAUUUACAACAUUUUAUGUAAGUACAUUUAUUUUUUGUUUCAUAGAAAUAUUUGAAGGAAAAUAAACUUUGUAAUGUUUGUAAAAUGUUUUCUUCUAAGAAUAUUAGAGUUGGAAAAGUGUGGAAAAUUUUGGUUUGAGUUGAGUCGAGCUAGUUCAGUAAAUAAUAGCUUUGAGUCGAGUCCAGUCCACUCCACAUUUGAUCAUUUUCUUUUAGUUCAUUUGAGUUAAGUUGAGUCCUUGAAAAUCAAGUCGAGUUGGAGUAGUUGCAGAAAUUUCAGAGAACAAUUUUAUGUUCCAGGUGGUUAUAUGUUAAUGCAGCCUUAGCUGUAUAGUCAUUUGUGCCAUGUUAUUAAGUAAAAUAUAACGUUCAAUCAUACCAAUGCAUGAUUUCUUCACAAAUUGAGUGUUUUAUUCCCACUGGAUUCUGAAACACUCACUAUUUGAUCUCAAGUAAAUUGUGAGCUUCAGGUAAUUAAAAAUGAGAAAAUAUAAACAAAUUUUUGUAUUGUCAGUAUCAUUUUUAAUGAUUUUAUUAGACUUCAUAGCCUCUCUCAACUUUCAAAUUUUUUUUUUAACCAGCCUGAAUUGAAAAAGCCACUUUGCAGAGAUAAUCAAGCAACAUUAGUAGUACUCAAUAUCAUCUUUUCAAAUUUGGAAAUUUUUUUAAUGCCAUUCACAAAGGACGUUUAUAAACUGUAACAUUGCAGAACUGAAAAAUGUAAACAAACAAAAUAUUACCUUGUAUUUUUUUUUUCUAACAUAUAUUCUGCCUUUUUCUGGUAAAUACAGAUUAUUUCGACUUAAAAACUAGUAAUACUUAAAAAAAAUUUAUUUCACAUCACAUACUUAAAAAAAGGGGACAUUAAAUUAAGUGCAAGAUAAGUUUUAACUUAGGGUUGUAAACAAAAAUAAAAAUGUUCGUCAUUUUGAAGAUACAUGUGAUGAUAUGUGAAGAUACAUGUGAAGAUACAUGUUGUGUCACUAUUUCUUCUUAAUAUCCAAUUGAAUUAUUAAUUAGAAACUUAAAUCAGCAGAUGUACAAUUUAAGCAUGAUUAGGCACAGCUAUAAUAUCUAUGAGACCUCAUUUUAACUGCUGUCUUCACAUGGUAUUGUUUCCAUUCCUCUGCCAGAGCAAUGUAGAUUCUCACUUAUUCACUGAGGCUGGUUAUUUGCCACUUUCUUGCAGUUUGUUUACUUUAUAUUUAUUUUAGAAUGCUAAUAUUUGUGUUUGUGAAGAAGUUGUACCAUACUGUUAUAUUUUUUAUUUUUAGUUGUUUUUAGAAUUUGACAACCUGUUUUGUUUUAAUAGGAAAUAUCAAUACUGAUAUGCCAGAAAAAGGUGCAAUAUAGUUAUUUUGCCAGACAUUUAAAUUAUUAAUUAAAUAUUAGAAAAUGAUUAAAUAAGUAGUAAAAUUUAUGAAAUGAAUAUAAAAAAAUAUUCAAUAAGUUCAAAGUAAGGAAGGUAAAUAAAAAGUUAUUUUGUCUUAAAAUUUGCCUUAGAUUUUUUCUGUUAUUCAUUACUAAAACUCUAUCAAUUCCUCCAGUUAAAGUUAGCAAUAAAAAUAUAUGUGUGAAUGAAUGUUUCUUAAAAACAUUAGUAUCUUCUAAUCUGCAAUCAAUAAGUUCGACGAUGAUGGUAUGUAAAUAAAAUUCAGUAAGUUUUAUUUGCCAGUAAGUGUUAAAUAUUCAGUUUCUGAUAAUGAUGGGGCUACAUUGACCUACUGGAAGAACAUAGUAGAGACUCCGAUUUCAGGAAGAUAGCACCCUGGCCAGAUAGUCUUUAGCCAUCCCCCUUCCUUUUCCAUUUUCUCUUACAGCAAGCGCUGGGAUAUUAAAGUCUUUUGUUGUGAUUUAAAUUGUAAGAUUUUACAUGUAUUUUUUUUUUUUAAAUAUCAUUACCAUAAGUUAUUAUUCCCAUCCCUUAAAUUUUUUUGUCUUAUUUUUUUCGCAUCUCAAAUUCUCCCGUCCCUCAAAAACUGGCUCUCUGGGAAAAUGCCCAGUUGGUCUGUUUGUAAAUUGAGGCCUGCUUAGUAGGUGAAAAUUAUGAAAUCAGUAUGCAACUAUUUACGGGUGGGAACAUAUGGUUUGUACCUUGGUACAGGAUUUAUAUCAACCAAAAUGGUUGUAGUAUUUAUUUCAGACUUAUGAAACAAUCAUAGUAAGAAAUACGACCCUAAGAAGUGGUAUACCAGCCAUUAACAUCAUCCAAUCUUCGUACGUUUACAAAUUUGGACUUAUUUCCUUCAAGAAGUAAAAUCCAGAUUGCUGUUGUCACCAAAGCCCUCGUGACUUUGAAGAAUGCAACAGAGCCUUAAAGAGUCUGAGGACAGAUGGUUGGUAAUAGAGGGGCGAGACCAAAAUUAAUUUGUCGUUUUUGGAGCUAAGGUCUUUUGAAAGAAAAAGUGUACAAUUUAACAGGUGUUUUGUUGACAAGCUUAGUUUGAAUUUCAGCCGCUUUGCACUGAAAGAUAUAAACCCAAGGCAACUUUAAUGAUUGGUAUUUAGAGCAAAUAAUAGCUACGCAAGCUGUGAAUAGUGUCAUAGAAGGUAAAAAUAAAAAUUUCCCUGUGAAAUAAUCCACUUAUUUAAAAAAGUAUGCACCUGCUAUUGAAAUGUAACGUUACAUUGCUUAUAGAGUCUGUGCCAACAUACUGUCCUCGUGAGCUAGAAAGAGCAGCCUUGGCAUUUGUUGUGUCUCUUCUCCGGUAUUCUGUGCCUUCACAAUCCCUCAUAAUUCACUUUCACUUACACACUUGUACACACACACACUCACACACACAUACACUUAUUGUUCUUUUGUGGCGAAAUGCAAUCAAAAUUGUCACAGAAUGUUUUCUAUGAAGCACAAUUACUAAAGAAAAUUGUUAGUGAGAAUGUCUUUUAGAUAUGAGUCUCUUUAAAGUGAGAUAUUUAUAUAUAUAUAUAAAUAGAUUGUGAAUGUGUAAUUAUUUACAGGGAUGCACAUAUGUGAAAAAAAAGUACAUAGAGGUCUAUUUUGCUGUCUGUAACAAUAAACACCUACUAUUGCUUAUAGAAAAACAAAAUAUGUUGUUGCUUUUGUCUUCCAUCAAUAAGUAUGGAAACUGUUCUCUAUGUUAACUUGGUAACUUUUCAAUUUCAUUUUUAUGAGUUUUUAGUAAUGUUUCGAUUUUAUAAAUACUCAUUUUUUGUUUAAUGUGUACUUACUUUCCAGUGUUGAGGAGGAGGAAAGGGUUUAUAGAAAGAUUUCUGAUGUUAUAGUGAUGAGUUUUUUUACCACCUGAAUGUGCAAUAUUAUGUUUGUAAAUCAUGCACUGUAGUUGAAAUUGUGUUGAUGAAUAUUGCUUUUAGAGAUAUAAUUAUUUGAGGAGAGUGUAACAUGUUUCUCGUUUCUUCAUUUGGAAAACAACCAAAGUGUUAUUUUUGUUCCCCUUGGUAGUAAUAAUUGUGAUUCUAGUGACCAUGUGAUGGCAGAGCGGCGGUUGUCAUUUGUAAUUGUCAUGUCUGCCAGGCAACACAAGAAUAAAGUUUUAAAUGUUCUAUC
Molecule: messenger RNA, 10452 nt
Organism: Bacillus rossius redtenbacheri
Lineage: Eukaryota; Metazoa; Arthropoda; Insecta; Phasmatodea; Bacillidae
Gene: Mef2
Product: myocyte-specific enhancer factor 2
Exons: 9
Coding region: 274-1665 (463 amino acids)
Biological process (GO): positive regulation of transcription by RNA polymerase II
Molecular function (GO): RNA polymerase II cis-regulatory region sequence-specific DNA binding; protein dimerization activity; DNA-binding transcription factor activity, RNA polymerase II-specific
Source: RefSeq, a predicted model, not a curated record